AACACCCUGCACUAACAAAAGGUGAACGGUCGCCCUGUGCUUUUAACAUGUUCAUUUCGUAUAUAACAUGGCUUUUGGAGGGCAGCACGUGUUAGGGUUUUCUCCCGAUGGAAAACUAUUUGCUCUUAUCAAUGAUCAGGGAAUUCUAAGGAUAUGGGAUACCGAUACCAACGAACUAAAACAGGAAUAUACACCAAAUCUCCAUUUGGCUGGUCCUUGCACGGCUUUGGUGUGGGUUGUUGCCGCGUCUUUCGGCACAACAAAAGACAAAAAGGGCAAAAAGUCAAGGAAAAACAGCGAGAGCAAGGAAUCAACGUUAUACAUUGCGCUGGGCAAUACAAAAGGACAAGUUUCAUUAUAUUCUUACGCUGAGGCUAAGAUUGACCGUAACCUUAAAGGUGAGGGACACAAUGGUAAAAUAACAUCGAUCAUCAAAGAUUCGGAAGGACGUCUCUUUACCUGUGGGGAGGAUUGUCAGGUUGUUGUUUGGUCAUUGACAGACGAACGCCAAUUGUCUUCAUGGAACGUGGGUCCAGAAAAGCCGUAUAUAAUAUCAUUAACGCCUCUAUCAAAUAGCAUAGUUGUCGGCUCAAGAACACUUAAGGUGUAUUCAGUCAAAACAGAAGAAUUAGUGCAAUCCUUCACAGGGCAUACAUCUGAAAUAAAUCUCAUGACCCAUUUUGUUGGCAGUGACUCUUCUGAAUAUAUCGCCACAACGUCCCGAAUGGAGCGUAUAAUAUGUCUAUGGAAAAUUGGUAAAAAAGGCCGUAAUAAAGCGGCCAUAGCCACACUUCUAAUGGAAGAUGUGGGAUAUUGUUUGUCAUGCAACAUAAAUGAUGAAAACAUGCUUCAAAUCUCCAGUGUUACACGUAGUGGCGUUAUACAUGUAUAUGUUUUGGAUCUAGAUAGUAUUAAGGCCGAGAAACCUGUUAAGCCCAAGGUAACAAUCAGCAUUGCUUCAGAUAGUGCUACAGUUAUAGAACCAAUAACAGCAGUGGCAGCUUCGUUACAACAUGCAUCAAGACAGGGCGAGCUUAUAUUCGCGUACGGCGACAAACACUUUAUGGCAUUUGAACAAUUGAAACCGAAUUUCAAAGAGAAAUUGCAGGUGCUUGUUCGAACAGAUCCUCGCAAAGUUGUUAAAAAGAAAAUUAUGGGCAAACGUGGGGAUAUUAGUUCAGAAACAACUCUUAAAAUUCAAACACCAAUUAUCGAUGCCAAAGAUGUUGAUUACAAAUCGUCCAUAACAGUAGUGAAGAAUGUUAAAUCUUCAGACAUGCCAUUGGAAGCUCGAUUAGAAAAUUUGAAUUUAAGUUUAACCGAGGGAAAAGUCAUACCACAGGCGCAAAGUAAGGUGCAGUUGUUGAUACAAUCGUUACACAGCAAAGAUGAAACGUUGUUACGGUCCGUUUUGUGUACAAAAGAUAUGAAAACAAUACAACUAACGCUACAAAAACUCCCAGUCCAAUACGUUGGAACAUUAGUCAAUGAGUUAACGUUGCUUAUGCAGCAGAGACAUACUAAUGUGGAGUACGCCAUGAAUUGGUUAAAGGUUCUCACUCAGACACAUUCUAGCCAACUUUUGGCAUUGGGUUCUGAUGACUUGCUUAAUAAAUUCGGUCCAUGUAUUGGCAUAAUAGAACAUCGAGCAAGUUGUCUAAAGGAAAUGUCAAAACUGAACGGAAGGCUACAACUACUUGUCAGUCAAAUUAAAAGACACAGUGAAGAAGAUCAAGACAAUUUAAAAAGUGAUAGCGUUUUGGUAGUCGCAGAUAAUGAUGACUCUUCAAAUUCGGAUUUCGAUGAUGUCAAUAAUAAAUCGUCCUCAGAUGAUGAAUGGGAAGAGGGAGAUGAAGAUGGUAGUCAAAAAAAUGGAGAUGUUGAUGAUGAUGACGAAGAUGAAGAGAUGGAGACAAUGUAGAUUUAAAGGGAAAUUCAUUAUCAUUUACUUGAUAAGUUGGUCAUAUUAUAAUUAGUUGGUUUUCAAUGUGAUCGGCAGUCGUCCUCCCUUCCCUGAUCAAGGAUUAAUGCAAAUACAUACAACGUAUUUUUAACAUCUAACAAA
Messenger RNA from Stomoxys calcitrans (stable fly), 2065 nucleotides. RefSeq names its product WD repeat-containing protein 43. Lineage: Eukaryota; Metazoa; Arthropoda; Insecta; Diptera; Muscidae. Gene Ontology annotation, cellular component: nucleolus. The coding region runs from base 68 to 1921 and encodes 617 amino acids. Gene Ontology annotation, biological process: maturation of SSU-rRNA from tricistronic rRNA transcript (SSU-rRNA, 5.8S rRNA, LSU-rRNA). The transcript has 8 exons. Gene Ontology annotation, molecular function: protein binding. The record is from RefSeq and is a predicted model, not a curated record.